Molecule: messenger RNA, 3523 nt
Organism: Mercenaria mercenaria
Lineage: Eukaryota; Metazoa; Mollusca; Bivalvia; Venerida; Veneridae
Exons: 2
Coding region: 151-672 (173 amino acids)
Source: RefSeq, a predicted model, not a curated record
UGAAAAUGAAAGUAGUAGGCGUUGUGGAAUUUCCGAUCACGUGAUUCCUAGUCAGUUACAGCUGCUUUAUUCACAGAUUUUAGUUUUCAAUAUAUUGUAUUGAGUGUGAGACUGACUUCUGUUAAAGGAACAAGAUAAUCUAGUAUCACAAUGCUACUGAAACCAUCGGAAAUAUAUUAUUGCCAAAAUUCUGUCAAAAACAAAUUUUCAAAUGGGAAAAGAAUCGGAGAAACUCUUGAUGAUUUAUGUGAAGGAAGGUGCCUGCUGUCAAGCUUUCCGAGGAUUCGUGUGUCUAAAAGGGGUUCAAAAUGGUUUACAACAGAUAACAGACGUCUGUGGGUGUUUAGACAUCUUUACAGGCUAGGGAAAUGUGGAGAAAUACCCGUAAUGGAGACUGGAGACAUUCCGUCACGAAAAAUGACAACAGACAAUGGCGGCACAUCAAUAUCAGUCCGAGGCGCCGGCGGACCUGGUGGAACAUGGUACCUGAAACCUAAUGGUGCGGGAUCAAAUCCUGACGGCACAUUUUCGUGCACUUGGCCAGAAAGUAGUUUCUCCGGCCUAGGGUCGUUCUAUUUCGAUUCUGAUUAUGACGUUGACUCGGAUGACUACGGAUUUAACUAUUCCGAUGACGAGUACGGAUGUAACUCGGACUUUGAUGACUUUUGGUAAUGUAACAUUGUAGGAGUAUCAAUGACAAAUAUCCUGUUUAAGACUAAUCUAGUAGUAUCAUUUUAUAUCAUAGCUAAUACUACUCUUGACAGCUUUGAAAACGCGAAGGCUUUUGACAUUGUGUCUCAGCAUAUAAGUUUAAAUGUUUUCGCUUCAUUGUAAGUUACUUAUUCUGAAUUAUGAUAGUACUGAGUUUAGAAACAUGUUUGGGUAUAAAGAUACAUAAUGUAUUGAUUAGUAAAUGUCAUUUAUAUUUAGAAACAGGAGGCCAUAUUUGUUUUGCUAAAUAGUUUUUAAAUUAUAUACAUUGUUAAUGAACUAUUGUUAUUAAAUAUUAGUUUACAUCUACUCAAAUUUUUAUGUUUAUAUUCUUUUUAAAAUAUCUUUUAAAAAUACAUUAAAUGCUUACUUUUACGUGCAAAUUUAUUUAUGAUAUAAAUAUUUAUAAUUUGAUAUUUUAAGGUAUGGCAUAUGCAACUUGAGAGUCUUUAUUUAGUAUUUUCAUGCAUUUAAAUGACCGACAUAUGCUUAACAGUCUAGAUAUACAUUUUCAGAAAAUCUAAUUUUAGAUAGCAUAGUUAUUCGGCUAUAGAUCGAUUAAAGUUAUGAAUAACUAUAAUUUAACUCGAAAGUUGGAAUUAGUUCAAAAUAAAGAAUAUAGUUUUGUUUUACCUAUCAAUUGCAAUGAUUUUAUGAAUAUGGUUUAUCAGCACAGUUAAACAUAACGUUUGUUUGUUUCAGUACACAGUGUUUGUAUAAAUGUAUAACAUCUUUUUAUAUACAUAAUUGGUUUCCCGUUAGAUUUGUAUCUUAGUUUUCGAAAAAUCAGGUAAUGUGUUAUUUAAUUACUCUUCAUAAAUUUAAGUCAAUACUUCUUCACAAAUGUAAACAAUUUCAUGAUACAGUAACUAUCUUAUAGUCUAUUUAAGUAGUGUUAAAAUUUAACAUUAACGUAACACAAAAAUACAGUAAUAAAAAAAAAUACAUAAAUAAACUCAUUAUGUAAAUUAAAUAUGUCAGUUGAAUAUCACCAUCUGGUUUAAUGAAAUGUUCGUUGAAGAAUGGUAAUAAUUUUGCCCAUGAAAAUAUGAUACAUCAGCGUUAAUGGAAUUCAUGCUGCUAGGUCAUUCCGAAAACAUCGAAUGUUAAGCUAUUAAGAUGUAUAUGAACCACGCCAUGAGAAAACCAACAUAAUGCCGCGCAGUCAGGUCAGGAUCCCCGCUGUUUGCUUUCAAAGCCUAUUAGAACUGUACACAGUUUCUCGUCAUACAUAUAUACAUAUUGCAAUAAACAUAGCUUAACAAUAAGGUCAUAGUUACUGUAAAAUAAUCAAUAAUUAACAGAUCUAUAGAUCUAUAUACCAGUAGUUUGCUCACAAGUUAUAUACUGUGCUGUGAGGGUGGUUUUCUUUAACUUAUAACAAUAAUAUUAUUACGUUUUGUCCAUCAUGAUACUCUUACUUUUCUAGCGACUAUACCUAACUAUCUAACUAGCAAAAUGUUACCAAAGUAGAUGCUCGAUUUCCAGUCUGCAGUAGACAGGCUGCUCGAAAAACCAAUACACUGGUUUUCUCAUGGCGCGGCUGAUAUAAAACAUUUUUUUUUUCAUUCAUAAUAAACCCGUAGUAAAUUUUACCAAAUUACAAUUGGUUAUUUUUUCAUGUUUUUUGUUGUUGUUGUUGUUUUCUGUGAAAUACAGUGUCUUUCCUGCAAUAUGUUUCAUUGAUGCUAUUUUGUUAUUUAUUUAUCGUAGCUGCUAUUCGUGCAAUUAAUUCAUCAUAGAUGCUAUUCAUGCUAUUUAUUUUCUGCGAGAUGUAUCAUAGAUGCUUUGCGGCCCAUUUAACUUGUAAAGAUUGACUUAAUCACUUGAAACGUUGGCAUUCUGUGAUGCAUUUCGCAGACAUUAUUACAAAAAAGACACUUUUACUGAAAAGUAUUUAUUAACACCGACAUGAAAGUAUGUUAUGUUUUAAGUAUUUUACAUUAAAAUGCUCUUGAUAUAUAUUAGAAAUUAUCAAUGUUGCAAUAAAACAUUUCGUUGUUACUAGUUCGUGUCAAUUACGAUAUAUAUGUUAUUUUUCUUUGGAUAACCAGUAACGUUCUGUAUGCGAUUUGUAAUUAUGUAAAACUGUUAUAAAACCUAUGUUUGAAAGUAGACACAAUGGGGCUGUUAAUUUAUAAAAAUAUUACGUUUUCAACUGUUGUGAUUAAAUGCACGUGUCUCUAUUAGCCCAUAUUACUGUAAUAAAACAUUAUUUAUGUGAAAAGACUCAAUCAAAACAAGUUUGCUAUUAUUUUGCUUUGUUGCAUUUUAUUCUUCCAAAGGAAUAUUUCAUAACUUCAGGUUGAUAAAAUACAAUAACAUACCAAUCAAUAAUUGUUAUAAUACUUUUUGAAAGGCGUUAUUAUUGUGACAAACAUUUGUCAUAGCGCAGCUUAACAUUGACUGACAUCUUUAAGUGAUAAUAAAUACAUACGCAUGCAGUUUUCUUAAAGACCUGCUCCAGUUCUACCUUUUGACCUUAAAUUGUCACUGAAAAAGCAUGAACAGUGACGCCUGUCGAAAUAGAGUUUAUUUUAUAUAAAUUCUAUAUAAAAUACCUGUGGCGCGUGGCCGUUAACUGUUACCUAUUGUAUUCAUUGGUUGCAUACACACAAUAGAAUUUGAAUAGCAGCGGAGCAGGGCUUUAGGUUUGUAUUCACAUGUUAUGUUUUAUAUCUGUUAUUUGUUAUACAUUGUCUGUGAUAAACGCUUUAUUUUAUAAUUUCUUUGCUGAAUUUGUUAACAAAAACAUUAAAAACAUACGUGUUAAAUGACACUUAUUGUUCAAAUAAAAGAGAAAAACACAGAA